This is a messenger RNA of Papilio xuthus (Asian swallowtail), 1110 nucleotides long. RefSeq lists its product as uncharacterized. The coding region runs from base 1 to 1110 and encodes 369 amino acids. The transcript has 8 exons. NCBI's taxonomy places the organism in Eukaryota, Metazoa, Arthropoda, Insecta, Lepidoptera, Papilionidae. Gene Ontology annotation, molecular function: olfactory receptor activity; odorant binding. Gene Ontology annotation, cellular component: plasma membrane. Gene Ontology annotation, biological process: sensory perception of smell; detection of chemical stimulus involved in sensory perception of smell. The record is from RefSeq and is a predicted model, not a curated record.
AUGGCGUCGUCUUUAGACCUAAGUUAUAUGAAAUUAGUCCGAUUUACUUUUAGUCUCAUAGAUUGUUGGCCUCAUCGUGAUAUGAAAAGCAAAAAACCAAUUCCUUUGGCAAAUAAUAAAUUUUUAUUUUGCGAAUUUCGUCUGACAUUACCAUGGACUAAAGCCUACCGCCAACUUAUAAUAGACUUCGUCGAAAAUAUACAUAUUUUUCAUUAUAAAGGAGAUUCAGAUUAUUCCAAGAAAAUGCAUUACAAAAUUCACAAAGUUUCUACGUACUUUACUAUAUUUUUACACGUGCAAAUGUACUCCGGGAUAAUUUUAUUUAAUAUCACGCCAUUGCAUAAUAAUAUUAAAGCUGGAUUAUUUAAAGAAAAAGUAUCACCGAAUGAUACCAUAGCUAUUGAACUUUCACUUUACUAUGAUUUACCAUUUGAUUGUCAGGAGAAUUUAAAAGCGUACUUUGCAGUAUUUAUUUUUAAUUUUUUUGUUAGUUUUGUUAAUACAUUUACAAUGUGUAUUAAUGAACUGUUCAUUUCUCUUAUUGCUAUCCAUCUUUGGGGUCAUUUUAAAAUUUUACAAUAUAAUUUGAUAAAUUUUCCAAGACCGAAAGAAAUUAAACUAAAUAUCUCGUAUGAUGAAGAAUCGACAAUUACAAAUCUACUCAUAAAAUAUAUGAAACAACAUCGAGUGGCCACAGAUUUCCUAUCAAAAACAGUAAACGUUUUUGGACCAACAAUGUGCCUGUAUUAUUUAUUCCAGCAAAUAAGCGAAUGUAUCGUUUUAUGUGAAAUUUGCAAAUUGGACGCAGAAGCAUUAGGAAAAUACGGAAUACUAACGCUUGUUAUAUUUCAACAACUAAUACAGAUUUCAAUUGUUUACGAGAUAAUGUCAUCAAUGAAUGAAAAAAUCAUCAACGCCGUUUAUGGUUUGCCAUGGGAACAUAUGUCAGUAAGAAAUCAGAAGAUUGUGCUGUUUUUCCUUCAGAAUGUUCAAGUGCCUUUCAACUUGAGAGCUCUGGAUAUGGUGCCUAUUGGAGCACAGACUAUGGUUGUGAUAAUAAGAACAUCUUUCUCUUAUUUCAUAAUGCUACGCACAAUUGCCUAUGAUUGA